UCGGGUCCGACGAGGAAGGCUGGAGUCUGUGUUUGCAGCUCUCGCUUGCUCCUUUGGGUGACGCUGAGUGGGACCCGCGCGGGGCCCGACCGGGGAUCUCUGUUUCUCUGUCGUUCCUCUGGAAACCCGGUGUGCAUCGUUCUGGAGGCCAUGGCGCGGCAGUGGGGGCCCUCCAUGAGGGCGGCCGAGAAAGCGGGUUGCGUGGUGAGCGCCUCCCGGGCCGGGCAGGCCGAGGCGGACUCGUGGAGCUGCAGCGGAGUGAUCCUGAGCCGCGGCCCAGACCUGGUUCUGUGCCACGGGGGCAUCUUCACCCCCUUCCUGCGGGCCGGGAGCGCGGCGCUGACCGCGGCCGGCGCCUCCUUCCUGCCCAGCGACAGUUGCGAUGACGACCUGCGCCUGCACGUGCAGUGGGGUCCGGCAGCCGCGAGCCCCGCAGGCCGCGCGGAGAGGGCCCGUCCCGGCUUGUGCACGCCCCAGUGCGCCGGCCCGGAGCCCGACCCGCCGGCCCGACCCCGCGGGCGGCUCCUACAGUCCCCGCGGCCCGCCGAGCUGCUACUGCUGCUGAGCUGCCCGGCCUUCCGAGCCCACUUCGCGCGCCUCUUCGGGGGCGAGGCGGCCGAGCAGUGGCGCUUCGCGAACGCGGCGCCGGACGACGAGGUGUCGGAGGAGGAGGAGGAGGACCAGCUGAGAGCGCUGGGAUGGUUCGCGCUGCUGCGCGUGCGGCCCGAGCCGGAGGAAGAGGAGGCGGCGGCGGCGGCGGAGGAGAGCGGGCCGGCCGUGGCCGUGGCGCCUCUCGGGGCCGUGCCCAAGGGGGCGCCGCUGCUGGCCUGCGGCUCCCCGUUCGGGGCCUUCUGCCCGGACAUCUUCCUCAACAACGCUGCCGCGGCGUGCUCAGCAAACGCCACCGGCCCGCUGCUGCUCACUGACGCGCGCUGCCUGCCGGGCACCCGAGGGCGGAGGCGUUUUCGCGCGGCACGGCCCGCGGGGGGCGCUCGUGGCCGCUGGUGGCCCGCGCCCUCUGCUGGAAAGCCCGCGAAGUGGGUGGGCCUCACGCUGCUCUGCGCUGCCGCCCCUCUCCUGCGCGCCGCCCGAGCCGCACUCGGCCGCUUGGGUCCCGGCCCCCGCGCCCUGGCCGCCUUCCUGCCGCUGGAGAUGGGCGCGCCGUGGGUCUGCCUCUCCGAGACCCCGGCCCCCCGUGGGGCGGCUGCGGCCGUGCUGGUGGAGUGCGGCACCGUCUGGGGCUCCGGAGUGGCCGUGGCGCCCCGCCUCGUGGUGACCUGCCGACAUGUGGCCCCUCGGGAGGCGUCCAGGGUCCUGGUGCGCGCCACGCCCCCUAAGUAAGUGGCCACAAUCUGGGGACGUGUGGUGUUUGCCACCCAGGAGACCUGUCCCUAUGACGUAGCACUAGUGAGCCUGGAGGAGGACCUACACGAUUGUCCAUUGCCGGUACUGGCUGAGCAUUUCCAAGAAGGGGCGUGGUACCAGGACCCUGAAAGCUCGCUCCCCGGUCCCGGCAGGGACAUGAGGGCCAGAGAACAGCCUGAUGUCAGGAACAAGUAUGAGCAAGAGAAGCUGUCAGCGUGGUGGCUUCGGCAUCUUUGGCCAGCUUGUGGGCCCUCGGUGACCUCAGGCAUCCUGUCCGCUGUGGUGCGGGUGGACGGCAGACCAGUGAUGCUCCAGACCACCUGUGCCGUGCAUGGCGGCUCCAGCGGGGGACCCCUCUUCUCCACCUGCACAGGAGACCUCCUGGGCAUUGUGGCCAGCAACACCAGGGACAAUAACACGGGGGCCACCUAUCCUCACCUGAACUUCAGCAUUCCCGUCUCGGUGCUGCAGCUGGCCCUGUGGCGGUACAGGCAGACAGGGGACCUGGAUGGCUUCCGCCAGCUGGACGGCGCCACAGAGCCUGUGAAGGUGGUGUGGCGGCUACAGCGGCCCCUGACCGAGGCCCCGCGGAGCAAGCUGUGAGGCAGCGUCAGGCCUCUGGAGAGAAGAGCCCCUGUUUUACACCACAGUGAGCAGCGGCCUUGGGAUGCGGACAGGGCGCACCCCCCCACCUUGUUCAGCUCUGGAAUUGGGACCAGACCCCAUGGGUCUCCAACCUGGCAGCCUUUUUUGGGGUGCCCUUUUGAGCCCUCACCUCAGUCUGCCCACCGGCACUAGACUUAGCUGUGUUAUUUCUCCUUCUGGGGAGCCCUGUGCGGGCGCAUAACAGCCCUGGUCCUGAGAGAUGGAGGCCAGUGGAGGGCAGGGCCAGCCCCGGCUUUGCGUCUGUUCCCUGUCUCCUGAUGGCUGCUGGCCACCAGAGCAGCUGUGUUACUGAGAAACCCUCGGCAGAGAGGCCGGCCCUGACCGUCUUUCUGGAUCUGCUGCAUCUCUAGGUGGAGUCCCUGAAGGUUAGGAUUCAUGGGUCUUCGUAAGUCGGGUGUUGCUGACCUCCAGCGGCACUCUGCCAUAGUGCCUUUACUUUCCCGCCCAUAAAAUGGGCCUCAGGGAUCUCACGGGGUAGAAUGUGUCUCGCUGGAGGUUGGGAAUAAAGAGGAUGUCUAGGAGAAA
Molecule: messenger RNA, 2556 nt
Organism: Lutra lutra (Eurasian river otter)
Lineage: Eukaryota; Metazoa; Chordata; Mammalia; Carnivora; Mustelidae
Gene: TYSND1
Product: trypsin like peroxisomal matrix peptidase 1
Biological process (GO): protein processing; regulation of fatty acid beta-oxidation
Cellular component (GO): peroxisome
Molecular function (GO): serine-type endopeptidase activity
Source: RefSeq, a predicted model, not a curated record